AUGGCCGAUCAGCCAUACCUUCACAAUGCAGUUAUGUACAGCACAGCACAUUUCUCAAUCAGCCGAGACACGUCCGUAUGCGACAUAGCCUACCACAAUCGACUUGCAGUUAUAGAAGCUCUUAAGCCUGAGAAUAUCGACCGGGCUUUUGCGGUGACUCGAGAGAUCGCCUUACGCGGGUACACUAUCCACGUCUGCGAACCUGGGGAGCUCAGUUUCACCAUCACCAACUGGACAGCAGCUUGGCAUGGGAUUGAUUUCUCUAAAUGCCGUGAUCAACCUGCCGGCGAAGACGAAGAACUGGUUGCAGACACAGAACAGCAUGCUGAACCACAGCAUGUACCCACACCAUCACCGCUUGUGUUUGGUCACUCGCUUCCCAGAGGAAGGCCUACCAGAUUCAACGCCCAGAUCAUGUGCAAGGCGGAAGGCGGCUGUUGGUGCGACUUCACAUCAUCCACCAAGAACAUGGCCCUAGUUGACCAGCUCAUGAGUGUUGAUCCAUCCCCGGAGUCAAUAUAG
This is a messenger RNA of Colletotrichum siamense, 522 nucleotides long. RefSeq lists its product as uncharacterized. Bases 1 to 522 code for a protein of 173 amino acids. The record is from RefSeq and is a predicted model, not a curated record. The transcript has 2 exons. NCBI's taxonomy places the organism in Eukaryota, Fungi, Ascomycota, Sordariomycetes, Glomerellales, Glomerellaceae.